AUCUAUAGUUUGCACAAAUUUUAAACGAACAGCCCUAUUGUCUUCGUUAAUUUUAUGCUUGAUUUAAAGACAUGUCUCUGCAGAGUUCGUCUAUACCAUGAAAACUAUUUUUUUCAUAUGAGACAGAGGGAAAUAAAAAUAGUCAUGUUGACGCAAAACGGUAGACGCACCGUAAAGAAUCAAAAAAAAAAAAAAAAAAAAAUAAGCAUCUAAUAAGUGAGCUGAAAAAUGAUAAUUGAGGAAAGCGUUUAUAGAUUGUGUGGCGCAGGGUGGAAGAAGAAGAAUCAGUAGGAAGAAACGAGAUUUGCAGUAUAAACAGCAGACAGACAGUCUUGAGAAGCGGGUGCGGGAGGUUAAAAAGAAGGCAGUGGACUGAGAGAGAGAGAGUGAGAGAGAAACAAGUGAUGGCGGGAUGAGAGAGGGUGUUGAAUGAAAGGGGACAAACGGAAGAAUGAAGAUCAGUAUGAGUGAGAUGGGGAGAAGAUCGCGCGUGCGGCUCUUUGGUUGUUAGGUCGUUGUUACACAGGUUCUUAGGCUGUCCCGGAGACCGCCGCGUCGCGCGCGCGACGUUCCCUGCGCGCGCAAAGCCUCAACCGGCGUCCACAAGGGGCGCUAGCUCUGUGGCCGGCCUUUGCCUUCCAAGAGCGGGACGUUCAGUCUAAUUUGAACCGUCGCGUGUAUCCGUAUCGGCGGUUGCGACAAUCUUUUUUUUUUCCCACAUUCGAAAAUCCCCACACAACCCACGAGGUUUCAAAUAAUGUUCUCUCUGAAAUUAUCCCCACACUUUCCAUCAUUUUAAUUCUAUAUUUUAAAAAAUCAAUCGCUUCUUUUCGGAAAAAAGUGUGUUCCACAACCCCCCUCUAGUUUUUCUUUGUGUGUAACCACGUGUUUGAAAUUUUUUUACCGAAAUGUGUUUUUUUCUUCUUCUAUUUUUCUUUUUCUAGGCUUUUGAUGACAAUUUUUGCAGACUGGGAAAAUUGAGAGAGAGAGAGAGUGUGGUGCGUGUGCGAUGAUAUUUAAAUAGCAGCGGCGAAGAUUCAAAGAGGCAGACGACACGCAGAUCCUUCUUCGUAAAGUGCAAUGCGAUAUUCUUGGUUUAAAACAGUGUCAACUAUUUUAUUUUUACAGUUAUAAAAUUAAUAUUUCAAUUUUCGAAUUUUAGAAACAAUGAAAAAGGAUUUGAAUAGGAAAAGAAGAGUAAAAUAAAAAAUUGGGGUUUUGUGGUAAGUGCCUUUAAUAGGCCCGGACCCAGUGUGUGUGUGUUUGUGUGUUUGUGUGUGCGGUGACCCGCAAACUCUUUCUCAAAAUGAAGAGUAAAACGGUACCGCAUAAGGCUAGACACCCUCAAAACUGUCUGGGAAUUCUCACCACUUACCAAUGGUACAACACUUCUUGAAAUAAACACAACAUUUUUUUUUUUGACUCAAGAAGUCACCUCUUCAUGAAUGCAGUCGGGAAAUUUACAUUUAAAAGUUAAUUUUUUAUUUUCGUUUUCUAAACCCGGUAAAUUUGUAAUCUUUGAAAAACAAGAAGGGACGAUAAAAAAUCUAAAGAACAAUUCAGGGUGAGGCGCCGGAAACCCUUUAAUUCGGGGGUAGUAGAGGUCACCUCACCCCGAUAAAAACAAAAAAACAACAACAAACCCCAAAAUUUUAGAUGAUGUUGGGAUCAUUGAUAAUUGUUGGAAUCUUGAGCUGUUGGGGCGCCAUUGCAUUUGCCUCGGCACCCCCAACAAAGCUUUCAAGUUUCCCAAAGAUUCCCUCCAAUGAAAAAUUGCAAAACUCUCCUCAAGCCUUUGUUUAUCAUCAUAAUUCCAAAGUUAAACUAGAUUUAGCAAAUUUUUACACUUACAAUGAAAGAACAGUGGAAAACAUAAUGAAUCAUUGGAAAAAUGAUGAUGAUGAUGAUGAUGAUGAGAGUAAAUUAUUCCAAAUGCCAAGAAUUGAAAGAUCAUUGAUUGCGUCGAGGAAAAAUCGUACAAAAUCAGAAUCACCACGUGAGCAGAGACGACGUUGUCGUAUGAAAAACAAUUGUCGUGGUAGAAAUUGGUGUCCUGAUAUGGACGUUGGAAAUAGGGCAUUUCUCGCGCCGACUGUGUUUGAAGGGAAGGCGAGAAGUAUGUCCUCCCUUAGAAAGCCGGGAUCAAAUUAUGCCGUUACAUUUGAGGUGAGACAGGUUUACAAGAGUCAGACUGGCUUUGUGCCUCUGCAGAAGAAUGAUAGCGUCAGAUUGCACUUCCGCGACAAGGUCACACCGAGCAAGUCAACACUCUGUGGAUAUGAAGACAACAACAACAACAACAAUAAUAAUAAUAAUAACAACAACAACAACGCUGGAAUUCAGCAACGAGAUAAUCGAAGUGGAGUGGUGAGAGCCAAUAUUAAAAGGGGUAAAGUGUAUCUAGUGUUUGUGAAUCGCGUAGGACCAAGAAACUUUACUAUCCUCGGCGAGCCAGUGAUACGCAGCAAGAAGAAUGAACAGGCAGUGCAGGCGGUCACUCGUCCGGAUUAUGGUAUGAAAAUUGGAAAAUUUUAAACCAAUUUCUUAUUCAGGUCAACUUUAGGGUCAAUCGGUU
Leptopilina heterotoma is the source of this 2575-nucleotide messenger RNA. It is a transcript of the gene vn, whose product is annotated as U6 small nuclear RNA (adenine-(43)-N(6))-methyltransferase-like. The record is from RefSeq and is a predicted model, not a curated record. NCBI's taxonomy places the organism in Eukaryota, Metazoa, Arthropoda, Insecta, Hymenoptera, Figitidae. The coding region runs from base 1657 to 2535 and encodes 292 amino acids. The transcript has a single exon.